AUGGAUAAUGUAAAUGAACCCGGUGGACUGAAGCGCGACUUGAAGCAGCGGCAUAUGGUUAUGAUUGCAAUCUCGGGAACAAUUGGAACGGGUCUCUUCUUGACCUCUGGAAAGACCAUCGCUACAGCCGGACCUCUUGGUGCUCUUCUCGCAUAUAUGACGAUUGGUGUCUGGCUAGUGUUCGUAUGCCAGGCUAUUGGAGAGAUCGCAACUCUGCUACCCUUGCCCGGAGCCUUUACGAUCUGGGGAGCACGCGUCUUUGACGAAGCCUUCGCCUUCCAGAUGACAUGGGUUUAUUUCACAAACUGGGCCCUGACGAUCCCGGCGGAGCUGUCGGCGUCCUCCCUGGUGGUGUCGUUCUGGCUGGGCGAGGGGUCAUCCUUCCCGACUUGGGUUGUCCCAGUGAUCAUUAUCGUUGCCCUCGUCAUCAUUAACAUGCUUGGUGUGAAAAUGUACGGAGAGGCAGAGUACUGGUUCAGUAUCCUGAAGGUGGUCACCAUUAUCGUCUUCAUCAUCACGGGCAUCCUCGUCGACGCCGGUGCAGUCGGCGGCACACGGUAUGGAGUCGACAACUGGCACAUCUCCGGUGCACCCUUCAAGGGCGGCUUCAAGGCCUUCCUCUCCGUUCUCGUCUCCGUCGGUUUCGCCUACGGAGGCACUGAACUCUCCGGAGUUACCGCCGCAGAAUCCCGCAACCCCCACAAACAUGUCCCCAAAGCUGUCAACACAGUCUUGGUCCGGAUCGCCUUCUUCUACAUCCUCUCGAUCUUCUUUCUCUCUUGCAUCGUCCCCAAUAAUGACGAGCGUCUACUCAACCCGGAUGGAACUGUGGUGAACGCGCCGUUUACGAUCGUGUUCGUCCAGGCGGGGAUGAAGGGUGGGGCUGAUUAUAUGAACGCCGUGAUCUUCACCUCGAUCGUCUCAGCCUCGAACUCGGAUUUUUAUGUCGCGACAAGGAUGUUGCUUUCGCUCGCCAAUAACGGAUGGGCACCCAAAUGGGUUGGCAAGACCAACAGGCGUGGAGUGCCCUAUGUGGCCGUAGGCAUCACGACCUUGUUCUCGUGCAUUGCCCUCGUGAUGAUCUACGCAGGUGCCUCUGUGGUCUUUGACUGGCUGGUCUCGAUUAUCGGAUCAAUCAUCUUCCUGAUCUGGACCAGUAUCCUGUUCCUCCAUUUCCGAUUCCGUCAGUGCUGGAAGGCUCAGGGUCACACACCGGAGGAGCUCCCGUACCGGUCUUGGGGGUACCCUUAUGGACACUAUUUAGCAAUGGUGGUUGCGGUCUGUUGUGUGGUCGCGAAUUUCUAUCUGUCGAUCGAUAGUAAGCCCUCGGUCGAUGCCUUCACAGGCCCAGAAGAUCCGGAUUAUAUAGCGAAGAGGAAUAGGUGGGCGCAGGGGGUUUUGGGAGCGUGGUUUCCGUGGUUCCAGGCGAUUACUCUAUACUUUGGAUGGAAGCUGAUUAAGAAGACGAAGAUUAUUAACCCAGCCAUGGCGGACCUAGACACGGGGCGAUGGAUACCAGUACUGAAGGAUCCAUUGAUGGGAGAGAAGCCUAAGCCCAGGUGGCGGCAGAUCCUUUCAAACUUUGUCUGA
Messenger RNA from Gamsiella multidivaricata, 1590 nucleotides. Its product is annotated as amino acid permease/ SLC12A domain-containing protein. The record is from RefSeq and is a predicted model, not a curated record. Gene Ontology annotation, molecular function: amino acid transmembrane transporter activity. Lineage: Eukaryota; Fungi; Mortierellomycota; Mortierellomycetes; Mortierellales; Mortierellaceae. Gene Ontology annotation, cellular component: membrane. The transcript is spliced from 3 exons. Bases 1 to 1590 code for a protein of 529 amino acids. Gene Ontology annotation, biological process: amino acid transmembrane transport.